GCCCAUGCUCUUACACUACACACGCACACCUUACCCCGCAUACGUACAUCCAUAGCGCCACCACCGACACCGACACCGUCCGCAAACGAAACAAACAACUAAGCCGGAACUGUGCUGCUGCUGCUGCUGCUGCUACUUACUACUCGUAAACCUAAUACGUAGUCAAGAAAAAACACCCCCCGUCGGCCAAAUACCGCCGUCCCAAAAAAAACAAGGGAGAAUAGAAUAAACUCCAUACAGUACAUACAUACGCAUAGACCCCAAACCCAUUCCAGCAUCCGAAAAAAAACACAUAAAAGAAAAGUAUGACAUCACCGCAGCAUGACCCCAACAACAACAACCGCCCAGGCUCGCCAUCAUGCAUGUCCGACACAACAGACAGCCACACCAUGUACACCCCGACCACAACCUCGGAACACACCCUUCCUGGUACUAUUUCCGACUACCCAGAAGAAGUCCCGGCCCAAAUCCCGCGUCACGGCUGCACUUACAUCCUGCGCGCCACAUCAUGGGACGACGGCAACAGUGUGCUGACGCUGGUCGACGGGUCGGUAGUGUUAGUCGCGCGCGGCACAACCCACGGGUCCAUCUACUGGGAGUGCGUCGAGACGCAGGGCUGGUUUGGGUGGAGGAAUUGUAGCUCGAGUAGGUUUGUGUGUCAUGAUGGGAAUGGGAGGCUCAAGUGUACGGCGGGGCUGGGGAGUGGGUGGCGGCAGUUUACCGUGACGCCGGUGCCAAAGGGGGGGUAUGUGAUGCAGAUGCUGGAUUGGUGGACGCUGCGGCCUGUGGUGGUUGAUCCGGAGAGGGGGCUGAGGAAGUUGGGGAGGAACGGGGAUAAGUUGUCGGAAGGGGUGGUGUGGGAAUUUAUCAAGGUUGAGCCAAACUUGGAUAGUAGCAUGUAAUGACUUUGAACGAACUGAGGUUUAUAAACAAGCAGGUCUCUUGUUUACCCUCUCAGACUGAAUGUAGACAUCGGUCUUGCCAUGAGAGCCGGACGACCUUAUACUGUAGAUGUAAAGAAAACAAUAAAGCUGCAUGUCACCAGAUC
Messenger RNA from Bipolaris sorokiniana ND90Pr, 1048 nucleotides. RefSeq lists its product as uncharacterized. The record is from RefSeq and is a predicted model, not a curated record. NCBI's taxonomy places the organism in Eukaryota, Fungi, Ascomycota, Dothideomycetes, Pleosporales, Pleosporaceae. The transcript has a single exon. The coding region runs from base 306 to 902 and encodes 198 amino acids.